ACCGCGCAAGGUACCGAAGAAAGACGAUACAUGGCAUGUGGAAAUAGUUGUCCGUGAUCCACGGAGCUUCACGGUUCCACUAGGUGUCGCAUCCCUACAUUACCUGUCAUUACACCGAUUACUUCCAAAUAAACACAUCCCCCCUGGGUUCCUGAGAACACAGUAAACAAGUAAAAAUAGUUGAGGUACCAAAAGUUCAGGGGAAUAGCCACCGACUGUUUGCCAACAGUUCCAAAGGUGCGAAAUUGUGAUGCGUCAGCGGAUGAGUGAUAAAUACCUGUGCAGCAGGCGUGGGAUCUAGUGUAAAUCGACGAUAGGAGAGUGACUUGGGGGACAAAAGGAAGGAGAUAAAAAAAUUCCCCGAGUUUUCUAAUGCCAUCGAGAAAAUAAUAUUCGUCGUUGAAAAAUGUGGAGUCCAACACAUGUACAAGUAACAGUUCAGAGAGCGAAAGGAUUGUUGACCAAGGGAAAGCAUCAGACAAACGACUGUUUCGUGACGAUAGCACUUGGUAAAGAGAAGUAUCAGACGUCGGUGAAGGAAAAAGCACCGGAGAAUGUCGAGUGGCACGAAGAGUGCGAGCUUCAAAUACCAUCCCAGGGGAACAAAGCGGAAAUUGUACUGACAGCAUUGCACAGAAAUUUUCUCGGGGUUGAUGAAUUUUUGGGGAUGAUUAGCGUGCCACUGGCCAGCUUCGAUGUCUACGAAAGGCCGCGGAAUAGGUGGUACACCCUCGAGUGUAAACCAGGAAAGGAGAAUACGAAGGACCGUGGAGCACUGGAGGUUAAAAUUGGAUUUAUCGUGAAAGCUGGUAGUCUAACAGAUUUAACGAGAAAAGAGCGGCACAAAAGUUCACUGGGACAACUAUCAACAGCAGCCCAAUCAAUCGGGGGUAGUUUAUUGAGUAUCGGUAGCUUGGAGAAGCGAAAAGGAUUGAAAAAAUUAGCAAAAUCCAUUGGUAAUCGUGUCAAAGGAAAGAGUAAAAAUAAAUUGGAUAAGGACGAGUUUGAUGAGGUUGAGGAGCACCAAAUUAGGCCCUCGAGACAGGAGCCUGGUGAGGCUGAUCCUGGAGUCAUCAGCGAGGACGAUGAUGAGUUUACUUUUGAUGAUCUGUCACACAAGAGUUCCGCAUCGUCUCUGAAUGCACCAGUGUCGAGUACUAUCACACCGACGUUCUCGACGAACUCGAAUAAUUCGCAGAAUUCAUUCUCUCGCGUGACAACUGAGCCCAACACACCACCACCAGCGCCAAUCAAUGUUGCACCCAAUAAACCACCGAGGAUCACAUCCCCAUUGAAUUCCUCCUCUCCAAGGAUUGACGAACGUGACCAGGAUGAGUGGGGAAGGAAGCUUUAUGGAAUACAGGGGAACAAUGUUCUCAAAAGAUGGGAUAACAAGACAAAUCCAAAGAUCGUGAUAGAGGAACCAAGUGAGAAAUCCCCGUCAGCAUCCCCAUCCCCAACGUCAAGAUAUCGUGAUACCCCAGAGCCACCGAGUCCUGCACCACGUGAAAUAAUCACUUCAAAGCGGCCAAAGGAUGAUAAACUUAAAGAGAGAAAUUCAAAGGAUGAUAAAUACUUUAUAAGAGAUAAAAGUCCCAAUCGCAGAGAAGAUAAAUACAUGAAAAGUCCCAAGGAGGAUAAGCCAUCAAAGAAAGAUAAGAAGAAGGAUAAGGAGAAUAAAGGAAAAGAUUUCACUGACGAACAACUAUCCUCUGAGAGGAUAAUUAUUGGUGGCGAGGACGGUAUGAAGAAUAAUAUGGGAGGCAAGAGUCGGCUUCCGCUCGAGGUACUUCAACAAUUCGAGGGGAAAACCAGAGAGGAUCUCAUUGAGUUAACGCUGAAACUUCAGAGUGAAGUGAUUGAUAAAAGAAAACGUCUGGCAGAUCUCGAGGAGUACAUCGAUGCCCUUCUGUUACGUGUGAUCGAGUGCUCCCCACGACUCCUGCAAAAUCCAUAUCAGGCGAACAGACGUCUGUCCUCACCCCCCAAGCAAUAGAUCGUCGAUCUUCCAAGCUAACAUUGCCUGAACUUCACAAAUAACAUUUUCCUAAUUUAUGAUUGUCGAUGAUGAUUUAAGGAUGUUUCUUAACCAUUUGGAUGGAGGUACUUUCGAUAAAGUUGGAAGGUCAAAACGACCUCCGAUUAUUUUCAUAUAAAAUCAUGUUGAUGGCUUUCAAUGACUGAUAAUUAAUAACUUAGAUUGCGAGACAGUCUUGUCUUCCCAGAUAAAAUACUGAGUUGGAUUUGGAAGUUCAUUCGUUCGUCUGAAGAAUUCAAUUUCCAAUGAGAAGUAUGUAAUUUUGUUAUCGUAUUUGUAUGGAGGGAACAUGUUGUACAUGGAUAGGUCCAAGAGCAAUUAGUUGAGUAUUGAAACAAGUGCCUUAUGCAUGCAAUGAACCUUGUUGAAUGUUAUUGAAUUAUUAAUGAUUUUUCGUAAAAUAUAUAAUAUUAUGUAAAGCAA
Diachasmimorpha longicaudata is the source of this 2461-nucleotide messenger RNA. It is a transcript of the gene Rip11, whose product is annotated as rab11 family-interacting protein 2. Gene Ontology annotation, cellular component: intracellular membrane-bounded organelle. Gene Ontology annotation, biological process: regulated exocytosis. NCBI's taxonomy places the organism in Eukaryota, Metazoa, Arthropoda, Insecta, Hymenoptera, Braconidae. Gene Ontology annotation, molecular function: small GTPase binding. The transcript has 7 exons. Bases 407 to 1996 code for a protein of 529 amino acids. The record is from RefSeq and is a predicted model, not a curated record.